UAAACAAAAUCAGACAAGCUCAGAGGAGGGAAGAAGCCCAGAUGCUGCAGCAAGUGGUCAAGAUAGUGUGCAGCAGCAGCUGAGCACACAGAUCAACAUCAUGAUGACGACCAAGAGACUUGACAACUUUGAGGUGGCGUGCGAGUGGGAUUCAUGCGACUUCAAGGGCCGCACCAUGGAGGAGCUGAGCAAUCAUAUGUCAUUACAUUUAAAGGACUACCUGGGAGACAAUGAUGCCUUAGAGGACCUGGAUGAGUAUGCUUGUCUCUGGAAUGGAUGUGAAUUUCUGGCCAUGGGCAGCCCUGCAGAGCUGGAGGUCCAUGCUUAUUUCCACAACUACCACGGUAAGCUCAAGUUCAUCGGGUCACAGCUGCUCAAGUCCCGUCCUGAUCUGCCCAGCUGCAACCAAGGCCUGCACAGCAACAACCUGGUUCCUGAAGGAUCUGAUGGAUACGUUUGCCAGUGGGAGCACUGCGAUAGUACAUUCAACAAUCCUGAGUGGUUCUACCGACAUGUGGACAAUCAUGUUGAAAGUGCUGAGCCACAGUCUCUCCUGCAGCAACAACAGGCUCUCUUCUGCCACUGGUCAGGAUGCGAUGCUUUCUUCAAAAUCAGAUACCGUUUGAGAGAACACAUGCGAAGCCACACACAGGAGAGACUCGUAGCGUGUCCUACAUGUGGCAGCAUGUUCUCCAGCAACACAAAGUUGUUUGACCACCUGCACAGACAGGCCGAGCCAGUUGAGUCACUGGUAUGUGAACAUUGUGGCAAAGCUUUUUCCAGCGAGAGGCUUUUGAGGGAUCAUGUCCGUCAGCAUGUGAAUCAGGUGAAGUGUCCCUUCUGUGACAUGACCUGCACCACUUUGGCAGCUUUGAAGAUCCACAUCAGGUUCCGCCACUGCGAUGAGCGUCCCUUCCCGUGUGACUUCUGUGACAAAAGAUUUAAGAACCCGAGGGAUCUUCAGAAGCACACAGAGGUUCACAAUGAAGGAACUGUGUAUCACUGUACAGUGGAGGGUUGUGAUUAUUCCUGUUACUCAUUCCAAACCAUGAGCCACCACUUCAAGAGAGUACACGAGGUCGGGGGCAUGUCUAAAUAUAAAUGCCAUAUCUGUGAUAAGGUCUUCUCCUGGUGUUACACUCUCACGCUUCACCUACGCAAGAAGCAUGAGCUAAAAUGGCCGUCUGGACAUUCACGCUUUAGAUACAGAAAGGAUGUAGACGGCUUCCUAAAACUCAACAUGGUGCGGUUUGAGACUGUAGAAGUGACAAAGGAGAUCAUGAAGAACAUGGUUAAAAAGCCGCAGAGCCUUCGGAAAAGUCAGAGAACCAGCAGCCGGAACAAGAGGGCUGCAGUCACACCGGUGAGCGGGCCAAGCUCUCCCGCGGGAUCCUCCUCGCCUUCCUCCAGCUCCUCCUCCUCGUACUCCUCAGAGCUCUCUGGAGGUGAGGAUGUUUCAUCUCAGCCCAGCCCCAGAGACAGUGACUCUCCCGUCUAUUGUGUCAUGAGCACCAUUCCUCACAUUGAGGAGGAGCCUGGAGGAGUAUCUCAAGAGGACUGUGAUGGCAGUGGGACAUCUGGAGCAGUCCAGGCCCUGACCGAGGUCGCGAGGGGCCUGGGCAUGGACGUGGUGUGAUUCCUGCACGCUGCACUGCACCACGUAUCCAUCAUGGAUGCUCUUGUAGCUGUUAUGCAUUGACAUUGGUUUGCCUCUUGUCCUAUAUUUUUGCUGUGGAGCUGCAAGUGAAGACUGGAACUGUUUUUUUCUAGCCAAAGCUUUCUUGUGGUCUCCUGUGGUUUUAGAGUGGUGCUUCAUUGAGAUGGUUAUUUCUUCACUGCUGUUGGAGACCACAGUUUUAUUUUAGCAGCUCUUAUUAACUCCAAUGGCCCAGCUUGGCUUUGUGAUGUCUCCCAUCUAAGGGAUUGCCUGUUAAUCCCACUAAUGAUUCUGAUGAAGCUUACAUGAAUGAGAAGACUUGAAAGCACUACAAAGUGUUGUUCUUCACGUGAUCUUUACACACAGUGUUCCAGUGUCUGUGAUUUGUCCAUGAAGUUGCCUGACAGAGGAUUUCAGAAGUCAUUAUCUUUUAUGCUAGUCUUAGAAUUUUGCUUAAUUUUAUUGUUACAAAUGUGAAAUACAUUUUUUAUACAAAAGAAA
Epinephelus lanceolatus (giant grouper) is the source of this 2158-nucleotide messenger RNA. Its product is annotated as histone H4 transcription factor. Gene Ontology annotation, biological process: regulation of transcription by RNA polymerase II; anatomical structure development. Lineage: Eukaryota; Metazoa; Chordata; Actinopteri; Perciformes; Serranidae. Gene Ontology annotation, molecular function: DNA-binding transcription factor activity, RNA polymerase II-specific; RNA polymerase II cis-regulatory region sequence-specific DNA binding. The record is from RefSeq and is a predicted model, not a curated record.